This is a messenger RNA of Spinacia oleracea (spinach), 522 nucleotides long. RefSeq lists its product as uncharacterized. The transcript has a single exon. Bases 1 to 522 code for a protein of 173 amino acids. The record is from RefSeq and is a predicted model, not a curated record. NCBI's taxonomy places the organism in Eukaryota, Viridiplantae, Streptophyta, Magnoliopsida, Caryophyllales, Amaranthaceae.
AUGCCUACAUAUGCCAAGUUUUUGAAGGAAAUCCUAACCAAGAAGAGGGUUGUGGAUGUGGUUGAGACUAUUAGCCUACCCGAAAGUUGUAGUGCCAUUAUCCAAAAUAAGUUGCCCACCAAAUUGAAAGAUGACGGGAUUUUUUCCAUCCCUUGUGCAAUUGGGGAACGUGUCAUAGAUAAGGCCCUAUGUGACUUGGAGGCGAGUGUUAGUAUGGUGCCAUUCUCUAUUUUUCAAAGGUUGAAUGUGGGAGAGUUGAAGCCUACCCAAGUGUCUCUCCAAUUAGCCGACCGUUCGGUGAAACUUCCAUUGGGAAAGGUAGAGGAUGUGCCUAUGAGGAUUGGGAUGUUCUUUAUUCCCGUAGAUUUUGUGGUCUUAGAAAUGGAGGAGGACCCCAAUGUUCCAAUCAUUUUAGGAAGACCUUUUCUUGCCACCACGGGGGUAAUCAUAGAUGUGAGAGGUGGUAGACUAUCCCUUAGUGUGGGGAUGAGAAAAUUGAGUUUCAACUUAACCAAAUCAUGA